AUGCCUCCUACUCAACUACCCGAGUCGGGAAACCCUCUCGUCUUCUUCGACAUCACCAUCGGAGGUGAACCCCUCGGCCGCAUCACCUUUGAGCUCUUCAAAGAUGUCGUGCCCAAGACUGCCGAAAACUUUCGCCAGUUCUGCACCGGCGAGUCUAAGAACCCUGCCGGUCGACCCCAGGGCUACAAGGGCUCCAAGUUUCACCGCAUAAUCCCCAACUUCAUGUGUCAGGGCGGUGACUUCCUUAACGGAGAUGGCACUGGCUCGACGUGUAUCUGGGGCUUCAAGUCCUUCGAGGAUGAGAACUUUACCCUCAAGCAUGACCGACCUGGUCUGCUCUCCAUGGCCAAUGCCGGCCCCAACACCAACGGCUCCCAGUUCUUCAUCACCACCGUCCCUACCCCCUUCCUCGACAACAAGCACGUCGUCUUUGGCAAGGUGGUCGACGGCAUGGACGUUGUUAAGAAGAUGGAGGCCACCAAGACGGGUUACCGUGGCAAGGACGUCCCCAACUUGGAUGUGGUAAUUGCUCAGUGCGGUGAGAUGUAG
Molecule: messenger RNA, 549 nt
Organism: Fusarium keratoplasticum
Lineage: Eukaryota; Fungi; Ascomycota; Sordariomycetes; Hypocreales; Nectriaceae
Product: Peptidyl-prolyl cis-trans isomerase
Exons: 5
Coding region: 1-549 (182 amino acids)
Biological process (GO): protein peptidyl-prolyl isomerization; protein folding
Cellular component (GO): intracellular membrane-bounded organelle
Molecular function (GO): peptidyl-prolyl cis-trans isomerase activity
Source: RefSeq, a predicted model, not a curated record